AUGCGUUUUAUCCAUCUUUUCUACUUAUGCUUUGGGUUGGCAGCACAUGCUGCUGUCAUUCAACGUCCGAGUAACAAUACGACCGAAAUUGAGGCUCGUGAUGCUGCUACUGGCUUUCGAUCCGUCGCGUAUUUCGUGAACUGGGCUAUUUAUGGUCGAAACUUCAAUCCUCAGGAUCUUCAAGCUCAGACCCUGACACAUAUUCUCUAUGCCUUCGCCAAUGUGCGCUCGGAUACAGGAGAGGUAUUCAUGACGGAUUCUUGGGCUGACACUGAUAAACAUUACCCUGGAGACUCCUGGAGUGAGAGUGGAAACAACGUUUAUGGCUGUAUCAAGCAGCUGUUUCUGUUAAAAAAACAAAAUCGAAAGUUGAAAGUUCUUCUCUCAAUCGGUGGCUGGACCUACUCCUCGAAUUUUGCCGGUCCCUUGAGCACUAGUGCAGGAAGAGCAAAAUUUGCUUCAUCGGCCGUGGCCCUGGUCCAAAACCUUGGCUUUGACGGGCUGGAUAUCGAUUGGGAAUACCCGGCGGAUAGCACCCAGGCGGCUAAUAUGGUGGCUACUUUGCAAGCUCUGCGUUCUGCACUUGAUAGUUACAGUGCGACCUAUGCAAACGGCUACCAUUUCCUGAUAACUGUCGCUUGCCCAGCUGGUCCUUCCAACUACCAGCAACUUGAUUUAUCUCAUAUGGAUCAGUACUUGGACUUCUGGAACCUUAUGGCUUACGAUUAUUCCGGAAGCUGGGAUAGUAUUGCUGGCCACGAUGCAAAUGUUUACGCGUCAAGUGACAAUCCAGCAAGCACACCCUUUAAUACUGAUCAGGCCAUAUCAUACUACACCUCCAAUGGUGUGAGUGCUAACAAGAUUGUUAUGGGAAUGCCAUUAUACGGCAGGUCCUUCAUGAACACGACGGGACCAGGAAGAAGUUUCAAUGGCGUCGGUAGUGGUAGCUGGGAGAAUGGCGUCUGGGAUUACAAAGCGCUCCCUCAGGCAGGCGCUACAGUAAACUACAUUGAAUCAAUUGUUGCAAGCUACAGCUAUGAUUCGUCACAGCAAAUGAUGGUCAGCUAUGACACGCCGCAAGUUGCUCAGAAGAAGGCGCAGUAUAUACAAUCAAAGGGUCUCGGCGGAGGAAUGUGGUGGGAGUCCAGCAGCGACAAGACUGGCUCUGAUAGCCUGAUAUCCACGGUCGUAAAUUCGUUUGGUGGUGUCGGUGCUUUGGACCAGAGUCAAAACCAGUUAAGCUACCCAGCAUCGUCUUACGACAACCUGAAAGCCGGAUUCCCAUCUAGCUGA
Molecule: messenger RNA, 1293 nt
Organism: Penicillium waksmanii
Lineage: Eukaryota; Fungi; Ascomycota; Eurotiomycetes; Eurotiales; Aspergillaceae
Product: glycoside hydrolase family 18 protein
Exons: 5
Coding region: 1-1293 (430 amino acids)
Biological process (GO): carbohydrate metabolic process; chitin catabolic process
Cellular component (GO): extracellular region
Molecular function (GO): chitinase activity; chitin binding
Source: RefSeq, a predicted model, not a curated record